Messenger RNA from Stylophora pistillata, 612 nucleotides. RefSeq lists its product as uncharacterized. NCBI's taxonomy places the organism in Eukaryota, Metazoa, Cnidaria, Anthozoa, Scleractinia, Pocilloporidae. The record is from RefSeq and is a predicted model, not a curated record.
AUGGUGUCUUGUUGUGAAAAAUUUCUGAAAUAUCAAAGUAAGCAGUCGAAAGAACCCAGGCAAACUCGACAAAUCCCAAUAUUGCCCUGGCAAAUUGUUGCAUCAGAUGUGUUAGAACACAAAAAUCAAAAAUACCUUGUGGUCAUUGAUUAUUAUUCAAAGUACAUUGAGGCUAUUAGGCUCAAUGGCAAAGUCAGCAGUGAUAUUAUCAGGUGUCUAAGUGAGAUUUUCUCAAGACAUGGUUAUCCACAAACUCUAAUUGCAGACAACAUGACCUACAACUCCAGAGAAAUGAAGGAAUAUGCUACGCAAUAUGGCAUUAACAUAAUGACAACCAGUCCCACAUAUAGUCAGGCAAACGGUCUUGCAGAAAAGGCGGUCAACAUUGUUAAAAACUUACUAAGAAAGGAGCGCAAUUUGAAUGAAGAUAAUGAUGUCAUUGAUGAUUCACAGCAUGUAACCAUGCAAUCCAGUGUAAGCUCUCCAAGUGUAACUAGAGAAUCAGAUGCUAACCUGGAACCAGACCUACCCGAUACUGAUGCCUCCUCGGUUCCGCGUCGCUCUACUCGGGUCAGAUUUGUACCGGUUUGGCAUAAGGAUUAUGUUAUGUAA